AUGACCGAUGGAUCGGAUGUUGUGUUCACGGGCUCUCUUGGCGAACAAAACAGAACCAUCGUCCCGAUAGAGCAACUCAGAUCUGCAAUAGAUCUUACCCCCGAUCGCAUAGGUGGCAACUGGAUGUUACAAAUAUCAGAAUCCACAGUUUUGAAGGUUGGCGAAGAAGUCAGUAUGGAUGAAGCAGAAGCAUUACUCUUAAUCGCCACAAAAACAAAGGUGCCGGUGCCGAAGGUUCACACUGCCUACACGAUAGGCGAGAUAGGAUUCAUCCUUAUGAGCAAAAUCGAGGGAAGUACCCUUGCAUCUUGCUUGGAGGAUAUGCCCGGCGAAGAGCUCCAGAGGAUUACGUACCAACUCAAAUCCUAUGUUUCUGAAUGGCGUGAGUUGUCCAGUUCGUUCUUGGGCUCUGUAAAUGGCGGGCCAUGCCACGACAUCAUCUUCAGACACCCCUGGGAUUAUACAUCUACGAAACAGUAUGGACCUUUCUAUUCCUUUGAGCAAUACCAGCAUGCUGUUGUGGAGGCACUCCGUUUAUCAAGGCCUCCCGGAGUCUGGCAUGAACAAGACGAAGCGCUCAAAGACAAAAUCCUAUCCUUUAGGAAAGGGUAUUCUAGUAGUCUAGGACUUAUGACCCAUGGAGACUUACAUCCAGGCAAUAUCAUUAUUAAGGACGGGCUAAUUCAGGGAAUAGUUGACUGGGGUGAAGCUGGGUACAGCCUUCCGGAGAGGGAGUUUUUCGCCGCUAAGCGUAUUGCUUUGGAUUCGCCCUGGGUCGAAAUGAUCGACUCUGCUAUCCCUUGCUUACAGAAAGAAUAUGAGAUUUUGAAUGAAGUCGACCGGUCAAUGAUGCGGUAUUCCCCUGUAUAG
This is a messenger RNA of Aspergillus nomiae NRRL 13137, 870 nucleotides long. RefSeq lists its product as uncharacterized. NCBI's taxonomy places the organism in Eukaryota, Fungi, Ascomycota, Eurotiomycetes, Eurotiales, Aspergillaceae. The transcript has a single exon. Bases 1 to 870 code for a protein of 289 amino acids. The record is from RefSeq and is a predicted model, not a curated record.